AUGGCAUUUUAUUUCGGAAUACUCAAAGAACCUCGCGGUCUUAUUCGACUGCUUCAAUUUAUAUUUGCUAUAUUUGCUUUUGCUACAGCAUGUAAUGGUAGUUCUUAUCUUAUUAUUCGAAAAGGUUCAAAUACAGGAGUAGCCAAUGUUUCAUGGUCUUAUCCUUAUAAUUUACAAGCUGCUACAAUUAAUACAGGUCUUAAUACAAGUCAACCAACAUUAUCAAGUUCAAAUAAUAUUAAACCAUCAGCUGAAUUUUUUGUUUUUACGGGUGUUACAUCAAUGUUAAUAUCACUUGCAUUUUUAACACUAUAUAUUGUAACCGAUCGUUUAUAUCGUUUUAAUGAAAAUAUUCCUAUAAUUGAUUUUAUUCUUAUAUUAAUAUGGACUAUUUUUUGGAUUGCUGGUAGUUCAGCAUGGGCAAGUGGUGUAUCAAAUAUACGAACACAAACUUCUUUUGAUUAUGUAAAAGAACUUAUAACAGAUUGUGAUAAUAAUCAACCAGUAUGUGAGGAAUAUGAAUCUGGUACUUAUACUAAUAUAACAGUAUCAGUUAUAUUUGGAUUUUUAAAUUUUUUACUUUGGCUUGGUAGUAUGUGGUUUGUUUAUAAAGAAACAAAAUUUUUUAAGAGUCGUACAGCACAACAAUAUCCACAAGAAAAUAAUUUUUCAAAUAUUUCUGGUUCAAAUAUGCAACAACAAACGCAAAUUCAAAAACCAGGUACUAUGGGUUAA
Molecule: messenger RNA, 735 nt
Organism: Rotaria sp. Silwood1
Lineage: Eukaryota; Metazoa; Rotifera; Eurotatoria; Philodinida; Philodinidae
Source: the annotation of a GenBank genome assembly